AUGGCCGUAUUGAGCAGGCCGCUGCCUCUGGAAAUUUGGAUGAAGAUCGUCGAAUUGCACAAAUCUGACAAGCACACCUUGCGCGCCCUUUCUCGUUGUUGCCGCUCUCUUGCCCCGUUAUGUCAACGGAUCCUCUUCAAUGACCUCCGUAUUCCCCGGCUAUAUCCUAGUUGGCCAUCCGACAGAGCUUACGCGCUUGCCAGACUAGAAGACGCCUUUACUCAAUCCCCUCAUCUUGCCGCAUUUGUGCGUAGCGUUUUCUACGUGAUCGAGGAUGAAGACGGAGAAAAUACAAGUGUUCACUGGAUCCUGGGCCAACUCAAGCACCUGACAGACGCCGAAGUCCACUACGUGCCGAAGGAAUUGAACACACGCUUGGACUGGGGUGCACUCGACAUGCGAUUGUGCUCUUCCAUCAUGCACGUUAUCCAGUCUCCGAAUCUAAGAUGCCUGACGCUCACGCGGAUCAAGAAUAUGCCUUCGUCACUUUUCAGAAUCCUGGCAUCGAGCCUCGCAAUAUUGACUCUUGACGACGUGGAGGUAGAAGAAGAGAGCUCUUCAUCUUGUCUUCCUGAUUCCGAAGUUGCGUCUGGGCCGGUGCAAAGCCGAAUUCCACAAAUCAAGCACUUAUAUUUCUACGACCGCGACACAGCUGAACGUGGAUCGAGAGGAGUGUUGUGUUCCCGCCCCUUCAUUUUCGACUUCAAGGAGCUUGGGUUCCUCCAUAUAUCUUGGGGAAACGAGCGUGAGUCUGCUUUGGCGAAGGAGCUUAUGAAGACAGCCAGUAAGCUCAAAGGUGCUUCAUUCCAAGUUGAUUCCCCUUUAAAAACGACAGCGGGAGUAGCGCAGGCUAUUCUGGAUUACUGUCUGGACGACCUUACAGUACUGACGUUCGGACUCUCGCAUAGGAUGCCAACUAGCCAGCGUCCCGUCGACAACGAUCCAUUCUUAGGGCUCGCAGAAGAAUUCCAGCUUCUCUCUGGGAGGAACAAAGUGAAAUUUCUCUCCAUUCACUUCCACAUCCCGUCAGGACACCUCAAUGGGCUCACUUUCUGUCUAUCCCGAUUGGACGACGCCAUAGCUGAUGCCUUCCCGCACUUGGAGCAUUUCGACCUUCAGAUUUGGGUCUACUUUCUGCGAAUGCGCGGAAGAAAAUUGGCGUUUGAUUUGGAGGCCUUGGCGGACGAGUGGACGGACCGGAAUCGUCUCCAGUUCCAAAAAAGCUGUCGAAUCCCUGGCCUGAGAUUUGAUUGCAGAGUACAUAUUUUAGAUGCUUAA
This is a messenger RNA of Cyclocybe aegerita, 1278 nucleotides long. The record is from the annotation of a GenBank genome assembly. NCBI's taxonomy places the organism in Eukaryota, Fungi, Basidiomycota, Agaricomycetes, Agaricales, Hemipholiotaceae.